Messenger RNA from Schistosoma spindalis, 3349 nucleotides. The record is from the annotation of a GenBank genome assembly. NCBI's taxonomy places the organism in Eukaryota, Metazoa, Platyhelminthes, Trematoda, Strigeidida, Schistosomatidae.
GAAGGCGGAUAGUUUGUACAUAAUGUUUACGAUGAUUUUCCGUUCUACUAUUAAGCCUAGGGCUACCUAGUUUUAUUCUCAAAGUCUUUCAGAUAUGUUACGUGCAGUGUCUGUGGACUUUCCUGUCACGUGGGGUUCACUAAAAGAUGUAGUAUAUAAACUUCUUCGGUGCGAUUUUGUUGACAGGGAUUUGUGGAAUUCUAGUUUCGGCUAUGUUUACAGCUUAUGUACUUCAAGUCCUGUUUCUCAUGCAUCUACUUUGUAUAAAUCUACUACAACACUCAUUAGCGAGAGGGUAGAAGAAAUAGCAUCAGAGUUGGAAGUCAUGAGUGACUCUGAUUUACUUCCUAGAUAUGUCAAGUUUUGGGAGUCAUAUCAUCGCGGACUUACAUAUCUAGAUAUCCUUUAUAGAUAUAUGAACACGCAGCACGUGAAGAAUUUAAGGCCAUCAGAAGCCGAUAUGUGCUAUGGAGCAGCACUUCCUAUGGCAGAUCAGCAUACUAUGGAAAUUCUGGAGGUCGGCCUUGCUUUCUGGAGACUAUAUCUAAUCGAUUGUAUGAAAAGUCGAUUGUCCUCUUGCUUGAUGCGCGAAGUUCUCAACGACAGAUUGGGAAUUUGUGGACAACAGAAUUGCAUACAUCCAUGUCUGGCUUCCCUUUUAAGAGUUGGAGAAGUAAGGGAUUUUGAAAGAGCUGGAAUGGAAAUAUACAACCAAAUAUUUCAGAACCCUCUGAUUGACGCUACGCGGUCAUUUUACUCGCAAUGGGCAUGUCAACGGGAGUCGGAAUUAGGAUGUGCUCAGUAUGUGACUGAGGCACUAGCUUUGCGGACAGAAGAACACAAUCGGGCUAUGCAGUAUUAUAAAUGCUCACUGCUACCAAUGCAAAAUUUGUUUCAAGAAAUAAUUGUUGAACAGCGUUUAAAUUUCCUUAAUAUGAACGUUCGCUAUGUUAUUGCUGAAGAGGAUAAAUCAAAUUUAAGAAAUCUUUUUCGGUUGCUAUCUCCGAAUAAUCUUUGUAACGAACUAUUACAUUGUUUUGGUGAACAUGUCAGAACCAGUAUUUUAGAAGCUGUUUCCAACCUUCCAAAAGACUCUUCACUAACACAGGUUCAUUUUAUUGAGAGUCUCUUAAAUCUCCGAAGUAGAUUUUUGGAGUAUAUUGAUGAUGUUUUCGAUGGGAAAACUGCUUUCCGUAAUCAAAUGGAUAAAGCCUUUAAUUUGGCUGUGAAUGGUCGUGUACCAUCUUCAAGUAUUCUAGCUACAACAUCUAGGCAAACUAAUUACAGACCAUCUGAAUUGUUAUGUCGAUACAUGGAUUCCUUAUUACGUAAAUCCGUCAAAACUAUGACUGUUUCAGAAAUUGAAUCUAAGCUGACAGCGUCAAUCGCUAUUUUCAAGUAUAUUGAUGAUAAAGAUCUUUUCCAAAAGUAUUAUCAACGUAUGCUGUGCAAAAGACUGGUGUUCAAUUAUUCUUCCAUGCUUGAACUCGAAGAAUCUGUGAUUAAUCAGCUAAAAACUGUGUGUGGAUAUGAAUUUACUUCAAAAUUUCAGCGUAUGUUUAAUGAUGUCCAACUUAGUCCUGAGUUAAAUCGGAAGUUUACUGAGUACUUACAAUCAAAAGAUAUACGUUUUACCUUUGGUCAUCAUUUUCAUGUUUUAACAGUUUUGUUGAAUAACAUACACAACAUAACAUACAAAAUGAAAACACAAUUCACGUUGUAACACAUUAUCCAAAACAGUACCGAGUAAACGUUUUUUGUGAUUAUUUAUCUUGAUGAUUGGGGAAAGAGAAUUAUCUGUGAUGAUAAGGUGAAUCCGGUGGUGGGGAGGAGAAGGUAUGAGUUUGUUCAGUCAAUAGCGAUUGCAAUAAUUUUACUCCAUUCUGAUCAUAAUACAGUUUUGGACAUGAAGUGUACGCAAAUGUUCCAUAUGUUAAAUCUCAAUUAAUAAUAUCAGAUUUUCAAUUAAAAUUUUCACCAUCGUUGGAAAUCAAUCACUCAUGUAGUAUUUCGUAACUAAUAUACAUCCAACAGCAGAAUACAAAGAAAUCAAAGCAAAUUUGUGAUUUUAUCAAACUUACUGAACACUACUUAUAGUCAGUUCUAAAGUGAGUAAACUUCACAUUUAAUCAGUUGGGCUGUGACUGAACUACAGCGUAAACAUGUUUCAACACAUUCUAAUGAUCAGGCUUAUUUUUUCGUAUGAAAUGAACCAAUAUUUCUAACUUACGUAUGAAUAUAUGUGAUAUAAUUCCAAGUUUAUAUUUUGUCCAAUCGGUUUUGGUGUGAGCGACUUGACUAUUGUCUAGAGCCUUGUAAGUGCAUGUAGCAAAUAAAAUAUUCUUCAACUUCUGCUAUACCACAUUAGUCCUAGUAGAUCUUUAUUUCGUUUCAUUUUUCAGCAAUGCUCGUGGCCAAUUUCACUUAGUGGUGUUACUGAUUUUUUACUCCCACUCGAAUUGUAUACAUGUACUUACCAUUUUGAAGAAUUUUAUACAGCCGCUCAUCAAGGAAGAAAAAUGAGAUGGGCACAUAGUUAUUCAACAGUGGAACUUCAAGUGCUUUUCACUGAUAAAACUUAUCAAAUACAAGCGCCUGCUAUUAAUGCUGCUAUACUACUAUUUUUUGAUCAUAUGGACUCAGAUCGUAUCAAAGUGAAAGAUCUACAUUUCGGAUUACAACUAGCUGUAUCUGAAGGUCGAUCAACUAUAUGUAGUGAGAAUAAUUCUACAUCUAAACGAAGUGUUCCAGCCACUGACUCUUCAAUUACUAGUAAAAUGGAAACUUGUUCACAAGAUGUGUUGGAUUCUUCAUGUGAACUGGAUCUUAUUCAACGACUUUUGACGCCCCUAAUUGAGUUGAACAUAAUAUAUGUUGAAGCAAAUGAAGGGCAAAGUAGUAAUUCAUUGGGUAACAUCGUGACAAUGGAUAGCGUUAUAGCCCUAAACCGUUCGUUUACAAACAAACGUCUAAAGCUAAGGGUGAAUUUCGGCUCACAAGGAAAAGAAUCAAACCAGUCGGAAGCUGAUCAGGUUGAUCGUCAAGUGAACGAGGAUCGGCGCUACUUCAUACAAGCGGCCAUUGUGCGAAUUUUAAAAGCUCGAAGACAGAUAAAACAUGCACAGCUUAUUGAAGCUAUUUUACAACAAGCAUCUAACCGCUUCCAACCACCAAUACCACUAAUUAAGCGUUGUAUUGAAGGUCUAAUAGAUACUGGCUAUCUUGAACGAAAUCCAGAUGAUCCUGAUCAAUACAGUUAUCUUGCAUAAUUCCAAUUGCUUUAUUUUUAAUAAAUUACAAAUUUAUUGGGAUGCUGUAAAUAUCAAUAAAUAACACACUAUAAGGGAUU